Messenger RNA from Coregonus clupeaformis (lake whitefish), 4230 nucleotides. RefSeq names its product formin-binding protein 1-like. The record is from RefSeq and is a predicted model, not a curated record. Gene Ontology annotation, biological process: signal transduction; endocytosis. The transcript has 17 exons. Gene Ontology annotation, molecular function: protein binding. NCBI's taxonomy places the organism in Eukaryota, Metazoa, Chordata, Actinopteri, Salmoniformes, Salmonidae. The coding region runs from base 246 to 2129 and encodes 627 amino acids.
UUCCUCAGUGACAGCGCGCGUGCUGUCAUCGGGCUAGGCGGGUGAUGCCCCACAUGUAGGAGCAGCAAUCAACCUAAUAUCUGUGGGCAAAACAACGUUUGUUAUGACUGAAUGCGUCGGUGAAAAGCUACACAAACCUUGGGGGAUCUUAUGACAUACGUUUGUACUCAGAUAUAGGCCUGAAUAAUAUCAUUGGACGCAUGCAUAGAAAUCGUGGAUAAUUUGGAAGAAAUUGCACUGAAACGAUGAGUUGUAGAUGGGGGACGGAGCUGUGGGACCAGUUUGACAACUUGGAAAAGCACACCCACUGGGGCAUUGAGUUUGUGGAGAAGUAUACAAAGUUUGUCAAAGAGAGAUCUGAAAUUGAAAUCAGCUAUGCAAAGCAAAUCAGAAACCUCUCUAAAAAAUAUCAGCCCAAGAAAAACUCAAGAGAGGAAGAAGAAUACAAGUACAUGUCCUGUCGGGCCUUCCUGAUGACCCUGAAUGAACUGAACGAUUAUGCGGGACAACACGAGGUCAUCGCUGAGAAUCUCACCACUCACAUCAUCUGUGAGCUGACGCGCUACAUCCAGGAGCUGAAAGCAGAGAGGAAAUCGCAUUUCCAUGAUGGCCGCAGAGCUCAGCAACACAUUGAGAAUUCUUGGAAACAACUAGAAUCCAGUAAACGGAGAUUUGAGAGAGACUGCAAGGAGGCGGACAAAGCCCAGCAGUACUUUGACAAGAUUGAUGCUGACAUCAAUGUGACUAAAGCAGACGUCGAAAAACGGUGCUCUCUCAAGGCCAGACAGCAGGCCCAGUUGAAACACCAAGUGGCAGAGGACAGCAAGAAUGAAUACCUCACCUACCUGCAGAAGUUUAACAAGGAGCAGAAUGAACAUUAUUAUAGCCUUAUACCUCACAUAUUUCAGAAAAUACAGGAGAUGGAGGAGAAAAGGAUCGAGAAAGUGGCAGAGUCUAUGAAGACUUACGCAGAGGUCAAUCGGAAAGUGUUACCUAUUGUUAGCAAAUGUUUAGAUGGCAUGACCAAUGCAGCAGCAUCCAUCGAGCCAACAAUGGACACCAAGCAGGUGGUGGAAUCCUACAAGUCUGGCUUCGAACCACCUGGCGACGUAGAAGUUGAGGACUAUAGUCUGUCUAUGAGGCGGACCGUGUCAGAGUCCAGCUAUCUGAACUCGCGGGGGGAGGGCAAGCCCAGCCGCAGCAACAGCAGGGGCAAACUAUGGCCUUUCAUCAAGAGAAACAAGCUCAUGUCUUUGUUAGCUUCCCCACGCCAACCACCCCCUCCCCCCCCUACCUCCCCAUCACCCGGUGCCGUGCCCAAUGGCCCCCAGUCUCCCCAGCAGCCCAAGGAGCCCCUCUCCCACCGCCUCAAUGAGUUCAUGACCUCCAAACAUAAAAUGCAAUGUUUAAGGAGUCUGAAGCGCGGGCUUUCUCUCAAGCUGGGUUCUGGCCCUGAAGAUUGUAGUCACCUGCCUCCUGAACAGAGGAGGAAGAAGCUCCAGGCCAAAAUCAAUGACAUCAACAAGGAGCUUCAAAAAGAGAUGGAUCAGAGCGAUGCUCUGACUAAAAUGAAGGACGUGUACAUAAAGAACCCACACAUGGGGGACCCCAACAGUGUGGACCCACGAUUAGAGGAGAUCAGGCAAAAUAUUGACAAGUUAGAACUGGAUUCAAGGAAAUAUGAAGCCUGGCUGCUAGAGGUGGAGACCAGGUUAGCAGAAAAGUGUGACCCACACAGACGACAAAGUGGAUUGUACGACUCCAAUGCUACUACACCCGUCAACAACAACUGUGCACCUGUCAACCGAGAGAGCCCGGACGGCAGCUACACAGAGGAUCAUAGCACAGAGCAUCACCUCAAAUCUCGGAGCACCGACUUUGAUGAUGACUUUGAUGAAGAGGACCCACUCCCCACUAUCGGAACCUGUAAAUCGCUCUACCCUUUCGAAGGUCAGAACGAAGGCACCAUUUCCAUGGCCGAGGGGGAGCUGCUGUAUGUCAUAGAGGAGGAUAAGGGUGACGGGUGGACGCGGGUGCGUAGGAACGAGGAUGAAGAGGGAUACGUACCCACAUCUUACAUCAAGGUCUUUUUCGACACAAAUGCCAAAGGUGCUAUGACAUACAUAUAAUUGUCAUUUUAUGAGAGGGGCAAUGGGUGGACAAACAUAAACAAUCUCUUGACAUUUUAAACGCCCUGAAGUUUCCGAAAUAUCCAAGAAUAAUUUGUGAGACGGAACUUGCAGAACAACGGACUGUAUUUACAUUUGUACUUGUGCUUUUUACUUUCUACCAUCUUGCACCCGUUCAAACUAAUUUUGGAGAAGUCUUUGUUUGUGUGUAUGAACAGGUGUGGGUGUGUUAAGUUGUCAGAACCAACUCGACACCACUGUCGAUAUCAGCUACACCUUGCUUCUAGCGCUAAUAGUAAUAACCAAUGUCAAUAUCUUGAUUUAUUUGACCAACAAAUAUAGAUAUGUACAGUACGGUUUCUCAUAUUAGUGAGCAUUGCAUCUAAACAUAUCGAUUCCUAUUUGGAAUAGCUAUUAUUGCAUGCCUAAAGACAGACUCAUGUUAUGCAAGUUAUGCUCUUCCAGCCUCCACUGCGUUGCAUGCACAGUACAUAGUAUAUCUGCGCUUGAGCAGCAACCAUCAUUGCCAGGGGGUUGCUGUAAGCUUGCGAAGUUACUGUAAUCUUGCGAAGUUACUGUAAUCUUGCGAAGUUACUGUAAGCUUGCGAAGUUACUGUAAUCUUGCGAAGCAGAGAGGCGAACUAAAUCAGUUGUUGCAUGUGGACAUGUUUCAAAGUAUCAAAGAGAGGACAUGCCUUUUUACACAGUAAAGCAAAAAAGCAAUGUGAUAUUUAGAAAAGGACACUGCUUGCAUGUUAUCUUGAUUAGGAAUAGUACGACAGAUUAGUAGUUUAUUCUCUUAUACAAGUUGUUGACCCUCCUCCAAAAUCUGACAAAGGGGCUUCAUUGAAGCCCCUAAACUACUCAAUGUCGUGCUAAGUUUACAGUGGUGUUCUCGACAGAUAAACGUUCAUUUCAUUCUGAGACGCAUGGUAAUGCAACCACCACCAUUCCAUCAUUGGCAUGAUAUUCAUUUAUUGUUUUAUAAUGAACAAUAUAUCCCUGCUUUGCUUUUUUAUUUGAUACUGAGUUGUUCUGAAUGCUUGAACCAAUUGAUAAGACAAAGUCAAAUCAGAUGAACAUAGUAUUGUAACCAGGUGAUAUUUCUCUGUUUUUAAAAUGAUUAACACGUAGCCUCGAGCUUUCUGUUUUGAUUUGCCAUCGACAGUCAGAAACAUGCUCUCAAGCAGCAUAGACUCGACUGUAUGCAAACGUAAUCUGCCAGGAUGAUUGUCAGAAUGUGAAGGAAUGUCAUGGAAUUACUUUCCCUUGUCUUAAUGCAUCACCACUAACAUGUCUUGUGUGAUUUUUGUUUGUUUGUUUGCUUUUUUGUUUGCUUUUUUUCUUAUUACAGAUUCCUAAAAGUCUUUGGCUCGCACAGGGAUGGCAGGGCACAGGUCCUUGCGAAAAGCGCCCUCCUCUUAAAACUGUAGUCAGAGAGACGACAGACUAAAAGGACAAGUUGCAAGGCAGUCCAAUUUGCGACCCAGUACAGAAAUCCAUUGUGGGUUUCUAUUGAAUGGAACAAAAACAACACACAUUGCGGGGCAACCACUAUUUGUAGUCAUUUUCCUCUUGAUUGUUUCUGCAAGCUUGCUUCUUGUUUUUCUAACUGGAGAUGAGUAUCAUGUUGUGGCUGCUUGGUGUUCUACUGUACCUUGCCCCCAGGGGCGGUACCUGUUUAAGGGGAGAGGAGUCUGAGACAGCCUUGUUACACUUUGGUGACUAUUCUAAACCUGCAUUCUAUCUAUCAUCAUGACAAACACUACACCGUAGGAAAAUACUUAUGGAAAGUACCGCUACACUUUGGCUGAAAUUCCAUUGGUUAAUUCCCAUGGUGAAGAAAAAAAAGCGAUUGUGUCUGCGUCACGAAAAAGCAAGUUUACAGUAAUGUCAGUCAGACAAAACAGAAGAAAACAAAGCUCAUAACAAUGAGACGUUUUUCUUGGCACUGGAGCAAUGUUGCUGCUUGUUCAGAUGGAUUCAAUUCCAGCCCUUAUUCAACACAGUAAUGCCUCACGAUUACUGUACACACCCAUGUAUGUAUUUUGGGGUAUAUACAGUGCCUUCAGAAAGUAUUCAGACCCCUUGACUUUUUCCA